Molecule: messenger RNA, 2604 nt
Organism: Lasiosphaeria miniovina
Lineage: Eukaryota; Fungi; Ascomycota; Sordariomycetes; Sordariales; Lasiosphaeriaceae
Exons: 5
Coding region: 1-2604 (867 amino acids)
Biological process (GO): mRNA cis splicing, via spliceosome
Cellular component (GO): U2-type prespliceosome; U1 snRNP
Molecular function (GO): protein binding; RNA binding
Source: RefSeq, a predicted model, not a curated record
AUGAGCGGCAUGGGCGCCCCCUUCGCCCCGCCAGGCCCAGCCGCCUGGCAGGAGCAUCGCACCGCCGAUGGCAGAGUGUAUUACUAUAACUCAGUCACAAAGGUCACCCAAUGGACCAAGCCCGAGGACAUGAUGACACCCGCCGAGCGUGCGCUCGCGAACCAGCCCUGGAAGGAGUACACCGCCGAGGGCGGCAAGAAGUACUGGUACAAUACAGACACGAAACAGAGCUCCUGGGAAAUGCCCGAUGCCUACAAGCGGGCUCUGGGCGUGGGCGACGCAACGCCCACGACACCUGCAACACCUGCAACCCCAUUCCCUUCUGGUGGUCACCAGGCGAGCUUUGGCGGCGGAUUUGGCGGUGGAUCGUACGACAAUCAUCGCGAUAACCGUGACAACCGUGACAACCGCGACCACCGUGACCGCGACCAUCGUGAUCGUGACAACCGCGACCAUCGCGAGCAUCGCGACCACCGUGACCAACGCGACCAUCGCGAGCCGCUCGGUGAAUCUCGCCAGCUAACCUACGGCAACAAUGGCCAAGCUCCUGCUUUCGUCCCAGCGAGCAACGAUCCUGAGUACGCCAGCCCGGAGGAGGCCGAGGCUGCCUUCGUAAAGCUAUUGCGUCGGAGCAACGUCCAACCUGACUGGACCUUUGAACAGGCAGUCCGAGCUAUGGCCAAGGACCCCCAGUUUCGGGCCAUCAAAGACCCCAAAGACCGCAAAACCGCUUUUGAGAAGUACUGCCACGAUGUAGUUGUUCAAGAUAAGGAGCGGGCCAAGGAGAGACUGGCCAAGCUUCGCGCAGAUUUUGCAACCAUGCUACGGAGCCAUCCCGAAAUCAAGCACUAUACUCGCUGGAAGAAAGCCCUCCCCAUUAUCGAGGGCGAAACCAUCUUUCGCUCGACAAAUGAUGAAGGCGAGCGGCGUCAACUCUUCAGAGAUUACAUCGUUGAUCUUAAGAAGGCACACAAGGAGCAGCAGCUGGCCUUGCACAAGAGCGCCAUGGAAGGGUUGAUCGAGCUGCUUCCCAAGCUGAACUUAGAGCCGUACACUCGUUGGUCGGAUGCUCAAGUUACGAUCGAAAUUUCACCACCCUAUCAAACGGAAGAGAAAUAUCGGUCAUUGAGCAAGUAUGAUGUUCUCACUGUCUUCCAAAACCAUGUCAAGGGCUUGGAACGGACUUUCAACGACUCGAAACAAAAGGAGAAAAACAUGAAGCUGCGCAAAGAGCGCCAAGCCCGCGACAGCUUCAUUAAACUCGUGGGUGAACUCAAGAACUCCGGCAAGAUCAAGGCUGGCACGAAGUGGUCCCAGAUAUAUCCGACUAUUGAGAACGAUGAUCGCUACAAGGCCAUGGCUGGUCAACCUGGAUCUACUCCAAUGGAGUUGUUUUGGGAUGUCGUGGAAGAAGAGGAGCGUGCCUUGAGAGGACCUAGAAAUGAUGUUCUGGACGUCAUUGACGACAAACGUUUCGAAAUCACAUCCAAGACGACUUUUCAGGAGUUUGAGGCAGUUAUCAAAGAUGAUGGCCGCACGUCCAAAAUUGACAAAGACAUUCUGGAGUUGAUUUUCGAACGCCUUCAAGAGAAGAAGCUGAAGCGGUCUAAUGACGACGAUCGGCAUUCAGAGCGCCACCAGCGCCGAGCCUUUGAUUCCCUCCGGUCGCAUAUGAAGCGCCUGGAUCCACCAAUCGCUGUGACGGAUACCUACGAGCAAGUCAAAGGUCGCCUUGCCCAUAGUGAGGAGUUUAAGGCCGUAGCCUCAGAAGAAUUUCGCCAAGGCGCGUUUGACAAGCAUAUCCGUCGCCUCAAGGAGAAAGAGGAAGAGGCCGAGAAGGACCGCCAGCGACGUCGAGAUCGCGGGGAUGGGCACCGUGGUGACAGAGGUGAGCGAUCUCAUCGCAGCAGUGCGCGUUCCGCUAGGAGCCACAGCCCGGAGCACGACUCGUACGAGGCGGACCGACGAAAGGCCAUUGCGGAACGCGAGCGAAAUUUCCGCAAGUCGAGCAUGGCAGAAAACCUCCUGUCGGACCGCAAACCUGGCGACUCUCAACUCGAUGCUGUGCGCGACCGAGAGCGCGACCGCCGUGAUCGUCGUGACCACCACGACCGCGACCGAGAGCGCGACCGAGAGCGCGACCGGGAGAGGGAUGGCCGCGGGGAUCGCGAAAGGGAGCGUGACAGAGAUGGAGACCGUGAUCGAGCCGACCGCGACCGAAGUGAUCGCGGUGACCGUGGCCGCGCUGAGCGGGACAAUCGCGACUACGAUCGUCGCCCUCGACCCGAUGAGUCGAACCAUUAUGAUCGAGAGCGUCGUACUCGGGAGGAGCAUAGAGAGACCAUAUAUCGCAGGCGAGUAUUAGACCGCGAUGUUGAUGAACUUCCGUAUGGUGAUGAGAGACCCAGUUCAUCUCGCCGCCCCCGACCUGACGAGGACGACCAAGACCGACGAGACGCCCGACUUGCCAAGAGACCUAGAGUCGAAGCUCCUCGCGAGAAAACACCCCAGCGUGAUGCUCGUCCCACCGCCAUGACGCCACAGAAAGAGAAGACACCAUGUGUCCGAGCCGGGAGCGAGGAAGGCGAAAUUGAGGAGGAUUAA